Molecule: messenger RNA, 1017 nt
Organism: Priceomyces carsonii
Lineage: Eukaryota; Fungi; Ascomycota; Pichiomycetes; Serinales; Debaryomycetaceae
Product: ketopantoate reductase family protein
Exons: 1
Coding region: 1-1017 (338 amino acids)
Biological process (GO): pantothenate biosynthetic process
Cellular component (GO): cytoplasm
Molecular function (GO): 2-dehydropantoate 2-reductase activity
Source: RefSeq, a predicted model, not a curated record
AUGGCUCUUCAAACUUUGUUGAUCGGUACUGGAGGCAUUGGUGCUGUUGUAGCUUACGGAAUCUAUAUUAAUGGUACAUCUGAGUUGAGUUUAGUUGUGAGAAGUGACUACCAGAAAGUUAAAGAUGAGGGAUUUCGGAUUGAUUCUGUUGAUUACGGUGCGAUUGAUAGCUGGAAACCUAAACACUUAUAUCAAACGGUAGACGAAGCAGCCACGAGUGAAAUUGAGUACGAUUUUGUGGUUGUUGCAACAAAAAAUAUUGCAGAUAUAAUCAAAGUCGAGGAUUUGAUUGAGCCAGUGGUAACAGCCGGAAAGACGGCAAUAGUUUUGAUGCAAAAUGGUUUUGAUAUCGGUAAACCAUUAUAUGAGAAAUAUCCCAAGAACGUUAUUAUCUCUGGGGUAUCUCAUUGUGGUUCUCACAAUAAAAAUGGCUUUAUUAAACAUGCGCAACAUGACAGGGCUAAGAUCAGUUACUUCAACAAUCCUGGUCUCCCUGAAGAUUUGCAAGAAAGAAGUACAAAGGCCUUUAUUUCAAUCUACAAAAAUGAGAAAAAUGAUCCCGAGUACUUUCCCGAUGAAAGAUGGUACAGAUAUAGAAAAUUGGUCUAUAAUGCGUCCUUAAAUACUGUUUGUGCUUUGACCAAUGUAGAUACAGGUAGACUUCAGUUAUGGGGCGGCUUGGAUGAAAUCUCAAUUCCGGCAAUGAAAGAAGUCGUUGCAAUCGCCAAGGCUGAUGGCUGUGAAUUGCCUGAAGAUGUCGUUAAUGUUGUUGGUCACGGAGAUGAUGGAAUUUAUUUUGUGCCUUCAAUGCUUGAUGACGUCCGAAAGGGCAAUCCCGUAGAAUUGGAAGUCAUUUUAGGCAACGUCAUCAAGGUAGCAGACGAUUUACAAGUAGAGGCUCCCAUAUUGAAAGUGCUAUAUGCUUUGUUGAAGCUCAAACAAAUGACAAUUAAAGAACAAAAGGGUUAUAUCUCGGUAUCAGAGCAAAGACCUCCGAAUUUGAAAUAUUAUACUUAG